AGGAGAAAGUUUGCCUGCAAGUGCUGCUGCUGCUGCUGCUGUGUCUGGUUUGAGUUAAUGGGCAUAUAAUAUAACUGUAUAGCUCAGCCCAACUAGUUUGUAGCCUGGAGGAAGCACAGUCACUGCUGACUGGAGUUUCCUGUCCAAUAGCUGCAGCACACAAGUCAGUCAGUGGGAGUGAAGGGAGAGACACUCACUCACACACACACACACACACACACACAUAGGACGGACACUGCUCAUCUGGACAAGUGUGGAGGAGGAGGUGUGUUUGGACUUUGUUUGCAGCAGAACGCGAGUAACUCUGCAGUGAAGACACACACAGUGAAAAAAACACCCCGAGAGUCUUUAACGACUCUGCCUGCAGAGACACUCACAGCCAUCUUCCCAAGCAACAUCUGGUCUGCUGGAGGACGGGGCGAGAAACCGGAGAGACAGAAACUUUGGAGGCGGAGAGAGAAAAGACUUUCUCCGCUGCAGGAAAAAUGCUCUGAAUUUGGGAAGGUGGGACACCUACAUGACUCCGAGCAGAGUUUUGGUGCUCGCGUGAAGUGGCAAAAGUGGACGGGAAAGAGGACGGGAAAGGUCGCGGAGGGCGAGAAGUCCAACUGGAGCGGUCAGAGAAUGAAUUAGCCCAAAGGUUUGGCUGCUCCGAGUCCCAGCCAGAGAGAAGACUCACUCCUUGGCCCCUCCACCUCCUCCCAUAAGAGCCAGGACGACGUCCAUGGAUGAGGAGAGGAGCGCUCCUGCCAUCUCCCCAGAGACACCUGACGAUGGGGACCCCAGUUUACCAAUACCACAACCAGGUUCGCACAGAACCUCCUCCACAGUGAGAGUAGACACCUGCCCAAACCCUAAGCCAUGUCCCUGCGAAGAUGUGGCCCAAACUUAUACUGAGCCCCUCAUAUUGAGGACCAAUGGAACCCCAGAAAGGUUGCUAGGCAAUGAUGGAGACACUUGUAACAACAGGCUCCCACACUCAGUGCUCACAACACCCAGCAAGAGUAUCACAUCUCAACCAGCAGCCAGAUCGACGCCGACCCAGCACACCCAGCCGUGUCGGACACAGCCCGGUGGCCACCUACGGAACGGAACGAAGCAGCACUUGCACUCACACUGUCUCACACACACGACGCACACACUCCAGUCGAACAGCGUCAGGAAUGGGGGAACUCAGCAUCCUAAGCUGGGCUCCCUCCCAAGAGGUGGCUCAUCCACGUCCUCGUCGUCUUCAGGACCCAGACACACCAAGAAGUUGCAGUCCAACCCUUCCAUCACCUCCCAGAGCAGCAAGAGAAGCAAGAGCAGCUCCAAGAGCAACAGCUCCCAGAUGCCAACAGAGACACAGGAUGACUGCUGCGUUCACUGCAUUCUAGCCUGUCUCUUCUGCGAGUUUCUAACUCUGUGUAACAUCGUGCUGGACUGCGCCACCUGUGGCUCCUGUGCGGGCGACGACUCGUGUUUCUGCUGUUGCUGUGCGUCAGAGGAGUGUGGCGACUGUGACCUGCCCUGUGACAUGGACUGUGGCAUCAUCGACGCCUGCUGUGAGUCGGCAGACUGCCUGGAGAUCUGUAUGGAGUGCUGUAGCCUUUGCUUCUCCUCCUGAGGGCCCGGCCCGCCACCAUGGGGGGCAAAGUAGAUGCUUGAUUCUCACUUCCCACAAGCCCAGGAACAACGACGGCCAGCGUGUUAUUAGAGCUGAAUAGCAAUCGCCAUUGUUGCCUGGGAUGUGUGGUUCACAUUAUAUUGGCUGGUCUGCUUGGCUCCACAAUAUGUUCCUUAUGUCUUACAGGGUUUGCCAAGUAAAAGAUGUGACCUAAUGCUGACAGCAGUCACUAUUGAACCCUUCCUCCAUUGAUCCAGCAAUGGGACGCUCACUUCCCCUUGCGUUUUCUUUGCUGUUGGUCCAUUUCUACACAGCUGGGUGUAUGUGCAGAGUGAGUUCCAGCUGUGGUCCAUGAGAGUUUGCCAGGCUGUGCAGCCUCUGGACCCUCACUGAACAAGCUAUUAUUACAAAGGAGCCCCUUGUGCCAUCUGAAUGACUGGAGUUCUCAAAGCAUGAAAAGUGACCUCUGAAGGCAAAUGAGAAAAUGGCUCCAUUUAACUGGAUUUUAAUGUUUCUAUAGAUAAGAGCAGCAGCAUAAUGGGAAAAUGGACGCUUAGAUCUCAGCAGAAAUGUAGUCUGUCCUGUCCUUGGCAAGGUUAAAGUCUUCCAGUUUGAUUGCAUGCAGUGGACUUGGCAGACGUCGAGUUCACCGCUGUCUUGUAAAAAAAAAUGGUGGCUUGUGGCAAUAUUACAGACAGAUUUGUUGUUUCUUAAUAUGCAUCUCACUUAAAGGACUUAUUUAUGCUGUGUUUCCGUCAUGGCACGGUUCGGGGUUUGGUCAUGGUAAAGCCCUGGGUCAGACUUGCGUUUUGACUUGGUUAGGCGGGGUGUGGGCUGCGCCUGAUGGCCGCGUCAGCGAGAUAUGACGACAGCGGAGACAGCGUUCUUCUGUCGCCCAGUCGCUCAGCGGAUUGUCGUACCAGAUCCAACCGUGCCAUGUUACUCUGGUACGGCGAAGGGAAGGGUACCAAAGAAUGGAAUGAAAUGGAAACGCAAAUAAAUAAGAGCCAUACUUUACCAAACUGAAUUGUUCCACCCGGCGGAAACAUGGCUUUAGAGAAGAUUCAUGAGUGUGUCAUUCAUCAGCCUGAAGAUAAGUCCCAUGAAAUAAGUGCUGUAAGUAAUGGACGUCACGGAGCGAAUGCUUGAUUGCAUCUGCAGUGGACAUUAUUCUCUGCUUUAACAUGUGAAGGGAGAGGGCUCUUAAUCAAAAGUCUCUCCUCAUUUAAUAUUCCACAUUUUGUUUACUUUUCAUUUGUUUUGAGGGGCUUUGACUGUGUUCAGUGAAUUCUUCCUUGUCCGAUUGGUCAGAACUGGUAAAGGACUGACAGAGGAUUGGGAAUCAUCAUGUCCUUUUUAAUACAUUUCUUUUCCUUUUGACAUUCUAGCUAUGUGAACAAAUGGCCUUGGCUUACUGUAGCUCAAGGCCUGAAUUUCCAAGUAGACUCCUCGUCUGUACCAAAUCUCUAUUAAUCCUUGUUUUGUAGAUUUUAGUUAAGAUAUUUGCAUUUCUCCUCUAAUGUGAAAAUCACAUUUCUGUGUUAUCGGGUUUUCCCGGGCUCUCUGUAAAGCAGACAUUGCUCAACAUCUAAUUUAAUUCCUCGAGCGAAAAUCUCACAGCAUUAUGGUAGGUUAGGUAUGCUCGUUGUAUGAAUGGUACACUUUUUGAUAACAGGCCUGCACUCUCAUGUGCUCAGACACGUUCCCUCUCCAAACCAAUACCUCUUGAGAUGUCACCUAGAUCUGUUGUGGCUUUUUUUAAAAAAAAAAUGACUUGAUACAAAUCUCUCUCCUCUCUGAUUAAAUACUGUGUGUGCAAUCAUUUUCUUUCUUUGAAAAACCAAAGACUUUUUUCUCU
This is a messenger RNA of Solea senegalensis (Senegalese sole), 3464 nucleotides long. It is a transcript of the gene mdfi, whose product is annotated as MyoD family inhibitor. The transcript has 5 exons. NCBI's taxonomy places the organism in Eukaryota, Metazoa, Chordata, Actinopteri, Pleuronectiformes, Soleidae. The coding region runs from base 725 to 1606 and encodes 293 amino acids. The record is from RefSeq and is a predicted model, not a curated record.